This is a messenger RNA of Drosophila rhopaloa, 2130 nucleotides long. It is a transcript of the gene tap, whose product is annotated as basic helix-loop-helix neural transcription factor TAP. The coding region runs from base 100 to 1335 and encodes 411 amino acids. The transcript has a single exon. Lineage: Eukaryota; Metazoa; Arthropoda; Insecta; Diptera; Drosophilidae. Gene Ontology annotation, molecular function: protein dimerization activity. The record is from RefSeq and is a predicted model, not a curated record.
UAGUUGGUGCGGGCACGCGAGACACGAAGAAACGACACACUCUCUCGGAAAUCGGAAAUGUGCUAAAGGAUACACGAGCCGAGAUACAGAUUCGAGAUCAUGGCGGCCUGUUAUAAUGCCUACAGCGCGGGAUCGCAGUCCUUCGACUUUGACGAGGACGACGACGACGCCUCCUUCGACAGUGGCUACGAGAAAAGCUUCGAAACGGAGGCCCAGCUGAGUUCCCGCCGGCGCCUGGACUUCGAGGACCGCUAUGGCGGCACUCCGCCGAAUCCGGCGGUCCAGCUGCCGUACUCCGGCGCCUGGGAGGCCGUACCGCUCAACUCACCGCCGGCGGGAUCGGGAUCUGGAUUCGUCGGCCUGCUGGACACGAGCAGCAAUCACAGCACGCGGAGCGGCAGGACACUGGUGGAGCACCUGAACAGUCGGGCCUCGACCAGCACCUUCGAUCCACCGCUGACCAGCACGCCGAUGAAGUCGCCCGAGGAUCCGGAUGCGCCGCGACAGAAGCGCAAAUAUGCCGUCGGCAAGAACAGGGUGACUCGGUCGCGCAGUCCCACCCAGGUGGUGAGGAUCAAGCGGUUCCGCCGGAUGAAGGCCAAUGAUCGGGAGCGCAAUCGGAUGCACAACCUCAACGAUGCCCUGGAGAAACUGCGGGUCACACUGCCAUCCCUGCCGGAGGAGACGAAGCUGACAAAGAUCGAGAUCCUGCGUUUUGCCCACAACUACAUCUUUGCGUUGGAGCAGGUGCUGGAAAGCGGGGGAUCUAUCAACCUGGAUCUGGAGAAGCUGCAGAACUUCACGCUGAGUGGUGAGAGGAUCACAAAGGAGCUGUUCGAUGCUCUGUUCGUGAAUCCACAACCGUUUCCCAUGUUCGGAGGCAGGAUGUUUCCCUAUGGCCAGGGCCUGGCUCCUCUUGCCCAGAAUCAGCCAGCUCCGACCCCACAUGCCGAGCAUCAUGCGUCGAUGGGGGGCUUCCAGCAGGGCAUGGACUACCCGCAGCCGCAGCCGCCGCCAGGAUUCGACUUCACAGGCAGCAUGCGGUUCUACCACCAACAGCAGCAGCAGCCAUCCCAGCCUCCGCCUCACCAUAUGCAGCCUAAUCCCCAGCAGGAGUCCAGCCCGCAGCAGUUCUCGCAGGAGAAAUACGAUCUCUUCAGGGGCUCCUUUGAGGCAGCUGCCAAUCUCCAGCCUGCCAGCAUGGAUUCUGGGAUUCACCAGCAGAGCAGCUUCUACACGCAGACGCCGCCGUGGAAGGACUAUCCGGAGGAUCAGACACAUCCGCAGGCCAUUCCACAUCCACACUCCUACAAACAGUUCGCCCCGCAGGUGUAGCACAGUUUUGGGGGCCAAAACUGCUAUCUUAGGUUUUUCAGCGUGAUAUAUUUAAAGAUUGCAUCGAUUUGCAGGAAACUGAUUUAAAGAAAUCCUCAAAAGAUGCCCCCUAACUUACUUUGAAAAUAAAUUAAAGUAACUUAGGGGACUCAUCUUAUGAUUUCCUUACUUUACUUUCCUCGAAUUCCGUUGUAAUCCGUUGAUAUUGGUAGUAAGUGAGACAAUAAUUGACUGCUUAGAUUAUCCUUAUAUUUGGAACUUACAAAACAUACAGUUCCAAACUCAAACUAAUCUUUGAAGUCAAUUGUUAUGUUAUAGAGAGAUCUCCAAAAGAUGAAGCAAUGCUUUUUUAUAAAAAACAAACACAAUUUAUAUUUAAGUUAUACAAAGUCAAUAAUUUUAGAUUUGCAUUGGUUUCUUUUUUGCGGAUCUCUAGUGAAUAUUUGAAUUAAGAUUGCUUAAUUGGAACAUUUCCAAAGUAGCACUCUUCUUCUCAACAUAUUCCUUGACUAUUUGAAUAUAUAGUACAAAUCGGUUGUCCAUUUAGUGUAAGCGGAUACGUACCUUGCCAUCGUAGACUUAAGCCUAUUAUUAAGCACUGAAAUGUACCAGGUAUUAGCUAUAAUGAAAUGCACAAUCGAUUAAGUAUAUGUAGGUUAUGCCAGAGUCUAUAUCAGUUAUUGCAGUGCAAGAAAAGCGAGCUAGUCAGGGCCACAACUUUAAAGUGAUAAGAUUGAAUUUCGAUGUAAAGCCAUAAAGAUUUAUUUUUGCAAAUAAAGUUGACGAUCAAAACGA